Aureobasidium subglaciale EXF-2481 is the source of this 517-nucleotide messenger RNA. RefSeq lists its product as uncharacterized. Bases 276 to 476 code for a protein of 66 amino acids. NCBI's taxonomy places the organism in Eukaryota, Fungi, Ascomycota, Dothideomycetes, Dothideales, Saccotheciaceae. The record is from RefSeq and is a predicted model, not a curated record. The transcript is spliced from 2 exons.
AUUCACGUACUGUUGCGUCUUUUUGACAAAGUGCGCCUGACCUAUGUGAUCAUGACACCUUUAUCUUCUGUCCACCAUACGGCCGAAAAGGAAUGGCCUGAGAAAUCAAGGAACAAAUAUAGCGGGUUACGCCACCAAACGACGCAUACGCUCACGCUCAUUCACAUACACGAGAACCAAAAAUCACACGAGUACACAACUUCACUUUUUCACUGCCGCCGGUCGACACCCCAACAAAUUUGGUUAGCCUUAUCUCGGAGUUUUGGAACAGAAAAAUGUCGAUAGCGAGGAAAUUGGUCAAUGCGGUGGUGUCGAUUGGUGGGUUUGCGGUGGGAGUAGGCGUGUAUCAUCGUUUUGCUGAUGCUGUUCCUACUACGACUACUCAAACCGCACACAAACAAGAGCCUAGACCUAACAAUCUCGAGACACCCAGAGAUGCUGGGGUUGGUGGAGUUGGUGGGAAGCAGACGUCGUAAAAAAAAUAAUUCUGGAGUCGAGGAAGCAUCUUGGUCGACGA